This is a messenger RNA of Tachysurus fulvidraco (yellow catfish), 2129 nucleotides long. RefSeq names its product succinate receptor 1-like. The transcript is spliced from 2 exons. Gene Ontology annotation, molecular function: G protein-coupled receptor activity. NCBI's taxonomy places the organism in Eukaryota, Metazoa, Chordata, Actinopteri, Siluriformes, Bagridae. Gene Ontology annotation, biological process: G protein-coupled receptor signaling pathway. The coding region runs from base 267 to 1202 and encodes 311 amino acids. Gene Ontology annotation, cellular component: plasma membrane. The record is from RefSeq and is a predicted model, not a curated record.
UUGAGUCAACCAUUUUGAGUCAACAAAACGUACCAUGUUUCCAUUUACACACAGGUCACAGAAAUGACAAUUAGCAAAUCAACAGGAGUGAUAAGACCAGAAACAAAAAAAGAAGCAACAAAUUCAAAUCCACAUGCAAAUCCAUGUGUCAUUGCAAUACAGUGUACAUGUUACCCGAAAUGAUGAUGCUACAAAUGGGUGGUGCUUUUAAUAUAAGGAACCAUAAAAACUGACUCACAUCUGGAGUAAUUACACCAAACAACACAAUGGAAAACUGUUCCAGUGUCUUGAGUCCACUGUUGGAGAAAUAUUACCUCUCACCAAUGUACGGUCUGGAAUUUACCAUCGGCUUCAUCGGAAACCUAGUGGUGGUCCUAGGCUAUAUCUUUUGCCUCCCUGCUUGGAAAUCCACUAACGUGUACCUGUUUAACCUGUCUGUGUCUGACCUCGUCUUCCUGUGCACUUUACCUGAGCUGUCUUAUAACUAUGCAUACAACCAGAAGAAAUUCAAUUCAUCACUAUGUGUAGGUAAUCGCUACAUUCUCAAUGUGAACCUGUACUCCAGCAUCCUUUUCAUGAUGUGGGUAAGUGUGGACCGGUUCUUAUUGAUAUGUCACCCACAGCGAGAACACAUCCUGUUGACUCUCAAGGCUGCAAUAAUCAUCACCAUCCUGAACUGGAUCUGGGUGACUGUUCAAAUCGCUCCUCUCAUCGUCUUCAUCAUCCAGGACUUGGAGCAAAAUAACUGGACAGCGUGUCGUGAUUUUGCGAGUCUGAGAAAUCCCCAUGUUACUCUGAUCUACAGCAUAAUUCUCACUAUAACUGGAUAUGUGAUUCCCCUUAUAGGUUUGUUUCUAGCAUCACAAAAGAUGGUUUCUUUUCUCAUUAAAAGACAGGAAGUGCUUGGGACAUCUUUCCAAAGGCCAGUAAGGAUUGUGAGGUCUGCAGCAAUCAUGUUCCUGUUGCUCUACACACCUUUCCAUGUCAUGAGAAAUGUGCGUCUCGCAUCACGGCUUCCUGAAUUAAAUUUAUCAGGGUGUGUUUUAGACUACAUCAACGGGGCUUUCAUAGUGACACGGCCAAUUGCAUUUGCACAGAGUGUCAUCAACCCCGUGUUUUACUUCCUCAUGACAGACAGUUUUAAAGAAGCUCUACAGGACAAGUGGAGGCAGAUUAAAAGGAUGAUAAUGAGAUCGUCAUAAACGAGUCUGACCCAGACAAAGACAGCACUGAUAAACCCAAGUCAAUUUAUUUGCUAUUAAUUGGACAUUUAAUUAAUGAUAUUUCAUAAUAUUAACUGUCUGUAAUUAAUGUAAAACAAAAUUAUGGUAUUUGGUAAAUUUAUAUAAAUUUUCCACAUUGCCAAAAAAACCUAGAAACAUAAAAAGAGUUAUUUGUAGACAUCUCUGUAGGGGGACUUAUUGUUUCAGCAGUACAGUUAUGUUACUCCCACAGAAUGUCUGUAAUUACUACUGAAUUAUUGCGAAUAAAAAUAGGAACUUAUCGAUUGUCCAGACAGACAGGGGUUUUAUUAAUGACAAAAUCAACAGACACAAGAAAACACUAGGGAAAUACUGAGCAACUAAAAUACAGAAGAAGAUAAAAAACAGAGAACAGCAAGUAUCAAACAACAAGGACUCAGCAAAAGCACAUGCAAAACAGCAGGUAUAAAUAGGUGGGGUAAUUAACAAGACAGGAAGAACAGGUGUGCAGAGACAGGAACAGGGGCGGGGCAAACACAAGUGAGCACAAAACAUAUACAAAGACAUGGCACAGAAUAUAAACAAAUCCCUGCUGGAGCGCCCCCUGAUGUUUAUGCAGAGAAUGGUCCAUGACAGAAGAUCACUGUAGUGCAUUCUGACCAGAAUUGUUGGCCAGGUCUCAAACCUGAACUGGAACAGAUGAAGUACAGCAUAAAGCAUUCAGAUCAUCACAGGGUUUGGCAAGAGCAAGACUAUAUAAUAACACAAAUUAAAAAACUUUAAUUUUGUGGACCUCAAAUCAAAUCCAUUUUUAUUUCUCACAUACACAUACAUACAGAGUACGACAUGCAGUGAAAUGCUUUUUGCAUCUGUCUGGUAUUCAAGUAUAAAAGGAAUGCAAUUAGGGAUAAAAAAAAUAAAACUAAA